This is a messenger RNA of Pediculus humanus corporis (human body louse), 795 nucleotides long. Its product is annotated as GTP-binding protein Rit2, putative. Lineage: Eukaryota; Metazoa; Arthropoda; Insecta; Psocodea; Pediculidae. The record is from RefSeq and is a predicted model, not a curated record. The transcript is spliced from 5 exons. Gene Ontology annotation, molecular function: GDP binding; calmodulin binding; GTPase activity. Bases 1 to 795 code for a protein of 264 amino acids. Gene Ontology annotation, biological process: Ras protein signal transduction. Gene Ontology annotation, cellular component: plasma membrane.
AUGGUAUUAAUUUGUAUUAUUAUCGGUAAAACAGCGUAUCUUUGUGAGACGCAGGGCCCUUCGGGGUCUAAGCAUGGAUCGGCAAAAGGAACUCCUGCUCGAAAGCGUAAAACGUCAGAGAAAAAUAAGGGCAGAAAAAAUUCUACAGAAGGAGGUGGGCUCACUUCCUCGCAAACUACAAGGGGAGGCCUUAGAAUAUAUAAGGUUGUUGUUUUGGGCGAUGGAGGAGUCGGAAAAUCAGCUUUGACACUACAAUUUGUGAGUCAUAGCUUUUCCGAAUAUCAUGAUCCCACAAUAGAAGAUGCUUAUCAGCAACAAGCUGUCAUAGACGGUGAAGCUGCACUAUUAGAUAUUCUGGAUACAGCAGGGCAAAUAGAAUUUAAUGCAAUGAGGGACCAAUACAUGAGGUGCGGCGAAGGUUUUAUUAUUUGUUACUCAGUUACUGAUAGGCACAGUUUUCAGGAAGCCGUGGAAUAUAAAAAGUUAAUAAAUAAAGUGAGAGCCUCCGAAGAUAUCCCUCUAAUAUUAAUCGGUAAUAAAUGUGACCUUCAACAUCAACGAAAAGUAACAAUGGAAGAAGGCCUAACAUUAGCACAGCAAUUCGGUUGCCCUUUCUUUGAAACUUCUGCGGCUCUUCGUCAUUUUGUCGACGAUGCAUUUCAUACUCUAAUAAGAGAAAUCAGAAUCAAAGAAAAGGGAAGAAAUUCAGCAGAAAAAAUACACUCGAGCAAAUGGAAAAGAUUACGGUCUAUUUUAUCUGUAAUAUUUAAAAAAAGAAGCCAUUAUUCUUUUUAA